CUUUGGACGCUCACAGGGGGUGGUGCUAGACAGCUCAGAGCAGAAACUUUAAACUUUUUUAUAGCUCCAUCCAGUCGAUAGUGCCAGAUACAAACACAUAACCCUGGGGAGAAGAGGCUUGAUUUCCUAGGCAGAGGCGCCCUGGUUUCAAGAGUCAGGUGUUGGCUUUCACUCGGCUUGGCUGGCGUUGGCUCCUAUUGGCAUCUGUGGCAACUCUCUCCUACAUCACACCUCCCACCCCAGCCAGACAGAGAGGAGUGUCUGUUGAGCCAUGGUGUCACCUUGCCACAGGAAUGCUCUGGGUGCACUACUGCUGGUGUUAGUCCAAGGCUGGUCGCAAUCUGUGAGUCAGGAGUACGACUACUACAGCUGGCCCUCAGACAACUUCCAGCAUGGUCGCUUUUAUACGAAGCAGCCGCAGUGUGUGGACAUCCCAGCGGACAUGCAGCUCUGCCACAAUGUGGGCUACAAGCGCAUGCGCCUGCCUAACCUGCUGGAGCACGAAUCCAUGCCUGAGGUCAAGCAGCAAGCCAGCAGCUGGGUGCCUCUGCUGGCCAAGCGGUGCCACUCGGACACACAGGUUUUCCUCUGCUCCCUGUUUGCACCUGUCUGUCUGGACCGGCCCAUCUAUCCAUGCCGCUCACUUUGCGAGGUGGUGCGUGACUCCUGCGCUCCUGUCAUGGAAUCCUAUGGCUUCCCCUGGCCUGAGAUGCUCAACUGCAACAAGUUUCCCUUUGACAAUGAUUUGUGCAUCACAGUGCAAUUUGGAAACAGCCAGGCUACGCAGCCACCAGUGUCAAAGAUCUGCACCCAGUGUGAGAUGGAGCACAAAGCUGAUGGCAUAAUGGAGCAGAUGUGUUCCAGUGACUUUGUGGUUAAGUUGCGCAUCAAGGAAAUCAAGAAGGAGAAUGGUGAGAGACGACUGGUGGCUGCUCAGAAGAAGAAAAAGCUACUCAAAGUGGGACCAUUGAAACGCAAGGAUACCAAGAAGUUAGUGUUGCAUAUGAAGAAUGCAGGUGCCUGCCCUUGCCCACAGCUUGAUGACCUCAGUGGUAGUUUCCUAGUGAUGGGUCGCAAGGUGGGUGGGAGGUUGCUGGUCUUGGCUAUUUAUCGCUGGGAGAAGAAGAACAAAGAGAUGAAGUUUGCUGUCAAAUUCAUGUUUUCCUACCCCUGUUCCAUGCACUACCCGUUCUUCUAUGGAGCUGAUCCCCACUGAGCUCCCCAUUCAUGCUGAGAUCCUUGCUCACUCUUCUUCAGAAUACCCUCUACAGUCCCUUUCUUUAUAAUGGUAGACUAACACCAAAUCACACACCUUGGGAAUUGCAAGGAUCCUUUCUUUCAUAGAUCAUAUUCCAUUUAGUUCCAAAUCUUCAUAAAGGCUUCAUAUCCAUCAGCAGAAACUCUCAACACAUCUUCACUGGAAAAUAUUAGUCCUCUUACCAACACUAAGCAGCAACUCAUCAAGAUAUCUUCUUCCCAGUAAUGACUUGUUAGCCUUAACUGGAAUAUUUAAAGAAAACAACACCACCCUCUAGUCUACAUUUCUACCAAGAAAAGUGUCUUAACAUUUAUGAACAUUUUGAGUUGAGAAAUCCUGUUUUGAUAAUGUUUGCAAUCUUUUAAACCCGCUAAGUAUAGAUGCCCAGCUCCAUAACAGUGGCUUUCCCACCCUCUGAUUGUAAACUGCAGAUUCCAGCAUUGUAAUAGGAACCACAAUAUCCAAUUUGCAUUUCAUUGGGCUGACAGACCCCAGUUGUAUUAUUUCCUCCUUCCAACUCCUAUCUGUCUACUCCACAUGUUUCCAAGUCAUGUAGAACAAAGGUGGACAGAAAGUAGAUCUAAUCUGCUGAUAUAUGUUUGGGUGAUUUGCAGUAGAUUGGCAAGAGUUUCUAACUCCCAAUUGUUUUGCAACAACAAUGACAAAAUGACUUUUUCCCCACCUAAAUAAAGCAUUGAAACAAAAAUAGCACUGGGUAAUCAGUAGUAGAUUAUGUGAGGCCAGAUGAAAAAUAAUUUUUUCAGUGAUAAAUAUAUAACAUUUGCAUCUCACUUGAGGUUCUGGGGAGAAGAUUACCCACAAAUUAGAUCCUAAAGGAUUAAAAUAUGCCCAUUCCUGAUAAAAUAUGUAAAGUGCAGGUUAGGCAGAUCCUAUUUUACAUUACUUUGUUGGAGGGAAACUAUUCUUUAGUCAUUAACACUCUUGGAUUCUCGCUUCUUCUUGCUAGCGAUCCUUAUCCUCUGCCUCCCACUGUCAUUGUCACUGGGUUGAUUUUUGCAAGCACCUUUCAAGGAAGAAUUCUGUAGCACCUUUAAGCACUGCGUGUAAAAUCAAACAAGGUGUGAGGUUGCACUUGGGACUGCUCCCAAGGCAAACACUCGUCCAGGUGCAGCCAUCGUGCCACCCAGCCAGAGAUCAGAAUAGCCCAUGGCCGUAAGUAAUUUCAGAAGGUAAGAGCACCUGAUGGCACAGUGGGUUAAACCCUUGUGCCUGCAGGACUGAUGACUUGAAGGUUGGGUUGCUGACCUGAAGGUUGUUGGUUCGAAUCCAACUCAGGGAGAGCGCGGAUAAGCUCCUCUAUCAGAUCCAUGCGGACAUGAGAGAAGCCUCCCACAAGGGCGGUAAAAACAUCAAAACAUCCAGGUGUCCCCUGGGCAACAUCCUUGCAGACUGCCAAUUCUCUCACACCAGAAGUGACUUGCAGUUUCUCAAAUCGUUCCUGACACACACAAAAAAUUGGAGAAGGUUUCAGUAGCCACUUCACUAGAUAAACCAAUUUACAAGGAUGUAACUGAAAUUGACCUAUUAGUCCUUUUUGUUAAUUGCAUCUCCCCUUUUACAACCCUCAUCUCCUCAUUUACUAGGUUACAUUUGAUAUAUGACAACUCAAGUGUAUGAGCAGAGCCAGACUACAAGAAUAAGUCCGUCUUGUGUGCAUAGCAGUGAGGGUGCCAAACCACCAACUGGGCCUGCUGGGUAUCUGUAUCCACCACGCAGGAUGCCAGACCACCAACUGAGCCCAGUGGAUGGCAAACAGAGUGUGUAUGUGUCUUCUGCGGACCCUUCCAUCUGGCAUAUUUCCAGGUUUUUGAGUGCUGGGAUCAGCUGGCACACAAUCUUGGAAUUAAUAAUUACAGAAUCAGCACUGCCAAUGGUGGAGCGGAUGGGGGCAGGGAGAACUGCCCAACACAAAGCAAGCUGUGAGGAUCGAUCCUGACUUUGCACUGGAACUCAUUCCCAGCUAAAUUUUGCUGGAGGAAUUUGGAUUAGGGAGCCUUCAAAAACAUCUCUUUCACUCAUUAAUCCAUGACUUUCAGAUGUUCUGUUUUCACUACCUGGCACCAUAUACUGUACAGAAUGUAUCGUUGCAGCCGGAGACUAGAAUUCAUGGUCCUUGGCUACAAUUGCAUAUCAUGACUCAGUUUCCCUUGCAUAAUACUCAGCUCCAGUUCUUUCAAACUAUAUUCACUUUAGCGGAAUGAAUUUAUAAUCAUAAGUGCAAAGAUGAUUUAUCAUAGGUGCUAGCAAUGGUGGGGCACAAGCAAUAGAUAGGUUCUGAAAAGAAGGGGGUAAAUCUUGAGAUAUCUUCCAGAAUGCCUCUUUCUUAAACAGAAAGCCCACAUUAAAAAAAAAGUAAUCCAAUUCUACUUCUCCUGAAAUAUUCCCCAUAGCUCAAAUAUACUUUGUCCUCCAGAUUUUACCUUUUUUUUUCUUUCCUGUCAAGCACCGAGUCAAAGUUUGAUCCUCUUUUUGUAUAUUUAUACAACCCAAGCAUAAACACAGACUAAAACUUGAAAGGAAACAACUCUCAAGGACAUGCCCAUGACUUCAGUGGUGUUAAAGGAAGUCAUACCCCAUCUAAUGCCUAUGGUUUCUCUAUCAGUCAUUUCACAUUAGUUAAUUACUAAUUAAUGCCCCCGGUGGCGCAACAUGUUAAGGCGCUGAGCUACUGAACCUGUGGACUAAAAGGUCACAGGUUUGAAUCGGGAGAGCAGAGUGAGCACUUUCUGUUAGCCCCAGCUUCUGCCAACCUAGCAGUUCAAAAACAUGCAAAUGUGAGUAGAUCAACAGCUACUGCUCUGGCGGGAAGGUAACAGCGCUCCAUGCAAUCAUGCCGACCACAUGACCUUGGAGGUGUCUACGGACAAUGCCGGCUCUUCGGCUUAGAAAUAAAGAUGAGCACCAAUCCCCAGAGGUGGACACAACUCGACUUAAUGUCAGGGGAAAACCUUUACCUUUACCUAAUCUCACCCAAUUUUACUGAGAUCACUUGCUUAUUUAUUCUACUAGAUUUCAUCAAGAUCUAUUGUCUGUUAAGGAGCCCUUAAUGGAUAUUAAUUCCUGAAUCUUCAUGCUCAAUUACCCCAGAUGUAUCUACAUCUUGCCCUGGGCAUAAUCUAAAUAUAAUAUUUCUUUCAAAAAAACAAAUCUGAGGAUCAUAAAGAGACAAAACAUACUUUCCCACCAAAGUCUCACCAUUAGCACAACACAGACAUCUGUGUAAUACUAUCCCGGUAUCUUUCCCAUCCAUAAUCUGCAACGUCCAACAUAGAUGUGUCUGUCUUUAACCUAUAUAAGAAAAAAUUCUUCUAUGACUCACAGAUUCAUUCUAAAAAAUCACAAGCAUGUAUUGUCUUCCGCAUGAAAGCUCCAAACAUAGGAACUCUGCCCUCAUGAGGCCACAAUUACACAUUUCCUGCAGAUUUCGGCUCAGGCACUUAUCUCCCAUUCUAGUUUUCCUUGUUAUCUUGUGAACAUCCUUUUAAAAUUACUUGUACCCUAGAACUCAAUUCUAUAAACCAAAUCCCUUUUGCCUUUUCAGCAAGGCUAACUCAACAUGAAUCGGGGUUCACAACUUCAAGCCUGCCCAACUAAUGAAGGUGGAUAAUAUAUUCAGAGGUUGGGAAAUUUACUCAUUUGGAUCAAAACACUCAUUGUAGUCAUGCUGGUUGGGGAGUUCUGGUAACUGUAGUCCAAAAAAAAUUUUUUCUCCAGGGCCAACACAAUUUUUACACCAUUUUUGUUCUCAUUUUCCAAUUUCACCUGGCAACAUCCAACCCAUCACUGCUCAGCUUCAUGAAAACACAUAGAAGCCCUUCUGUGUCUUGUAGUGAGAGCAUUUCCUACUUCCAUGCCUCAAACCACAGAAAUGGAUUAACUGUGUAUUUGCUUUUGCCCAGUCGUGUUGUGCUGCUCAGUUGGAAACAGGUAUGGAGGAAAAUGCCUACCUUGUUAGUGCUUUCAGAUCGCCAUAAACAUGGUGACUCAUGGGACUCAUGCUCAGUGCCCAGUAACCUAAAACAAGCAGGGCCUUCUUAACUGAGCAGAAUAUUCCUAGUUUUUAACAAAAUAUCAAACUAGGACCAUGAUCUAUUUCAGUUUAUUUUCAGACAUUAAAGAUUAAUUUAAGAAAUGGACCUUCAUCUGCUCUAUGUCCAAUAUCCUUCCAAAUAAACAAUCCUAUAACCCUG
Anolis carolinensis (green anole) is the source of this 5469-nucleotide messenger RNA. It is a transcript of the gene sfrp5, whose product is annotated as secreted frizzled related protein 5. Lineage: Eukaryota; Metazoa; Chordata; Lepidosauria; Squamata; Anolidae. Gene Ontology annotation, biological process: canonical Wnt signaling pathway; non-canonical Wnt signaling pathway. The transcript is spliced from 3 exons. The coding region runs from base 272 to 1216 and encodes 314 amino acids. Gene Ontology annotation, molecular function: Wnt-protein binding. The record is from RefSeq and is a predicted model, not a curated record.